AAACCCAAACCGGCCCUGGUGGAUUCCAGCACGAAGCUGACGCGGUCCCUGCCCUGCCAGGUGUACGUCAACGCCGAGGAGAACCUGAAAACGGAUCAGUGGCCGCAGAAGCUGAUCAUGCAGCUGAUCCCCCAGCAGCUCCUGACCACCCUGGGUCCCCUUUUCCGGAAUUCCCGGAUGGUUCAGUUCCAUUUCACCAACAAGGACCUGGAGUCGCUCAAGGGGCUCUACAGGAUCAUGGGCAACGGCUUCGCCGGCUGCGUGCACUUCCCUCACACGGCGCCCUGCGAGGUGCGGGUGCUGAUGCUGCUCUACUCCUCCAAGAAGAAAAUCUUCAUGGGCCUCAUCCCCAACGACCAGAGCGGCUUCGUCAACGGCAUCCGCCAGGUCAUCACCAACCACAAGCAGGUGCAGCAGCACAAGAUGGACCAGCAGCGCGGGCUGGGGGGCUCGGCCCCUGUUCCUGGGGCUCCCCCGUUCCUGCCCAAGCAGCCGGGGACUCUCCCCGUCACCUCGGGGGUUCAGCCGCAGGUGAGCCCAGGCCUGGCGCAGGUCGGGAUCAUGGAGGAGCAGCAGCGGCAGCAGAGCCUG
Messenger RNA from Pseudopodoces humilis (Tibetan ground-tit), 591 nucleotides. Lineage: Eukaryota; Metazoa; Chordata; Aves; Passeriformes; Paridae. The record is from RefSeq and is a predicted model, not a curated record.